AUGUGGGUGACCGACCAAGUCAUCAACUUCUUUUAUGAGUAUCUAAAUGAGUACUUCCAAGAAGGAGACAAAAUAAAAUUUCUUGAUCCAGCAUGAGUUGCAUUAAUGUAUCACAUGACCGAAAUAGAGAGUUUAUUUGAAGUUUUCAUGCCUCUCAAACUUGACAAAGCAGAUGUGAUUUUUUGACCUAUCAAUGAUAACCAAUCACCUUUCAAGACUGGAGGCACUCAUUGGGCACUGUUGGUUUACUUAAAAGCCACAGAUUCAUUCCACUACUUCGAUAGUGCAGGAGGAGAGAUAUCAAACCGUCGUUCAGUUGCUUCCAAACUAAGAGCUUUGAUCUCCAGGAGAAAAGAAUCUUAUUUCAUGAAAGAACUGAGUUCAGAAGUAGAGACUUUCCGACCAGGACCAAGACAAGAGAACUCUUACGACUGAGGCUUAUUUGUAAUGGCUACCACACUAUAUCUAGUCAGCAUGUACAAGGCCAACCGAAGGCGGCUCAAGAGCAUUGACAAUUUCGAGCUUAUCCAGCAUGUCAACCAAGAUGAAGUCGGAGAAAUGCGUCAAUACAUUCGGGAUUUAAUUUUUGAUGUUUGCUGAAUUUCAGACAAAUACACUCUAAAUAAAGUCUUCUAA
Moneuplotes crassus is the source of this 636-nucleotide messenger RNA. The record is from the annotation of a GenBank genome assembly. NCBI's taxonomy places the organism in Eukaryota, Ciliophora, Spirotrichea, Euplotida, Euplotidae.